GCGCCUCUCUCUCUCUCUCUCUCUCUCUCUCUCUCUCUGAACUGCAAUACAAACAAAGGAACGUGCUUUGAACUCCCUUGUCUCAUUAUUCUUUUUUGGGUAUUUUCCAGCCGAUUCAUGGCAUUGAGAUACCACAUUUUCAGAGAAUAUUAUUUCUUCGGAAUAAUAAUGUGGGUUUGAUUUCAUACAGAGAGAGAGAGAGAGAGAGAGAGAAUAGGUUGUUUGUGAAAUGUAGAUAUUAUAAAAGAAGUCUCUCAAUUUGAAGGGUUUUCUUAGGAUUGUUUUGAUAAUGUCUGAAUUGGUGGCCAGAACUGGUCGUCAUCAGCAGCGUUAUGAGGCCGGUUUCCGCCUCAUCUCGGGGUGUAUUCCUUUCAAGUACAAGAUUUCGUCCGAAGAUGAUGGCGAUACAUCUGAAAAGGUUGUUGAGGUACUUAUGAUCAACUCAACUAGCGGACCAGGUCUUCUCUUCCCAAAGGGAGGAUGGGAAAAUGAUGAAACUGUUGAGGAGGCAGCACUACGUGAAGCUUUGGAAGAAGCUGGAGUGCGAGGUGAUUUACUGAAUUUCCUGGGAUACUACAAAUUCAAAAGCAAAACACUCAAAGAUGAGUUCAGUCCAGAAGGUUUGUGUAAAGCGGCCAUGUUUGCUUUGCUUGUGAAGGAGGAGCUACACUCGUGGCCGGAGCAGAGCACUCGCCAAAGGACUUGGCUAACCAUUCCCGAAGCCAUCGAGUGUUGCCGGCAUCCGUGGAUGCGGGAGGCUCUCAAGGAAGGUUUUUCCAAGUGGCAUGCCAAUGGUAUGAUAAGCACCGUUAAGGGUGGUGAUGAUGAGGAUCCUGUUGUUUUUUCAUCUGCUUCCUCUCCAGACCGCAACAUUUAUCUCAUAUAGAUGCUUAAUAGUGCAUUGUCGUCUUCUAUUUUUUUUUUUUUUUUUGGAGGUUAGGAGCUGAGGAGAACAUACAGAGGGUUGUCUCUGUAGAGAUACUUUCAUUUUUCAUUUUUCUUUUUUUAUCGGCAGAGAUAGUUUCAUGUUACAGAAUACUGACUUUUGUUAAAUGUUCCAUCUAAACUUGUGAAAAGAAA
Rhododendron vialii is the source of this 1080-nucleotide messenger RNA. RefSeq names its product nudix hydrolase 16, mitochondrial-like. Gene Ontology annotation, cellular component: nucleus; cytoplasm. NCBI's taxonomy places the organism in Eukaryota, Viridiplantae, Streptophyta, Magnoliopsida, Ericales, Ericaceae. Gene Ontology annotation, molecular function: pyrophosphatase activity. The transcript is spliced from 5 exons. The record is from RefSeq and is a predicted model, not a curated record. Bases 290 to 886 code for a protein of 198 amino acids.